Molecule: messenger RNA, 1047 nt
Organism: Symbiodinium pilosum
Lineage: Eukaryota; Dinophyceae; Suessiales; Symbiodiniaceae
Source: the annotation of a GenBank genome assembly
AUGUCGACUAAAGGCGAGAAUGCCGCGAUGCUGGCAGCACAAGCUGGCUUCUUGAAUAACUCGGUUGAGCUUGAAGAAUUGAAAGUGGAGAAGGAGUUGGAGGACACAGCUGGGGUUUACCACUUCCAGUACAUGCUUUUGUUAGUGGUGGGCCUGCGCAUAGCAUUUGCUGUUAUGAGCCUUGUGUGUACGUGCGGCGACAUCGGUGACGAACAAGAACGUACUAGGCAUUUGCCGGACUUCCUGGUGAAGAUCUUCUUUCUCACAGCUUGCAAUGCCCCGAUCCAUUACGCUCUGGUCCCCGGCCUGCUGCUUCGACCUCACGCGCUGCUGCAGGUUUCAUGCAACAUUUGCUUUCCUUGCAGUUGGCCCACCUUUGCCCUGCUCGCAGCUGCCUUCUCGGCCUUUAUGAUCAAUGACCUCCGCGAUGCUUUUGCCGAGGCCAAGAAGGGUGUUGUCGACAAGCAGACCGUGACAGCAGUAAACAUAUACCAGGAUCCCAAGGUGCCCAUCUCACAGUGUGUGCACACCGUCCUGCUCUCCUCCAUCUUCGUUUGUGUGUAUUACUCCGCUAUGACUGAGCCCAUUGAGAUGACUCUCUUCUCCCGGUUUUUUUGGGCGUGUUCCCUGUUCGUGCAAUACCACAUCAGCCUGAACUCCUUCCGCCCUGAUUCCGAAACCUCCUUCACCAAGAUCAGCCGCUGGGCCUUGCGCCUGGAUGACUCGCAGGCAACCAACCACGACUUGUGGGUGGCCCUGCUGACGCAGGACUCAUUGUCGGAAGGCAAGGGCGCAUCCCCUCGACUCAGGCUCAGCGAAGCGGAAGUCGUGCUCCGCUUCUGCGUGUGUUACGUGUCCAACGGCCUCUAUCGGAUCUUUAUCGUGUACUCGCUCCCAGUCUACCUGGCAACCUCUGGGGCAGCGAGUGACUUUGCGCUGAACGCCUUCGCGGUCACGUUCGUCUCGGACCUGGACAACCUGCCUGCUGAUGUUGAGUACCAGCGGUUUUCCUAUCAGUCUCUGACAGAACCGGAAUCGGGACAAUGA